This is a messenger RNA of Colletotrichum lupini, 1287 nucleotides long. RefSeq lists its product as uncharacterized. The coding region runs from base 1 to 1287 and encodes 428 amino acids. The transcript is spliced from 14 exons. The record is from RefSeq and is a predicted model, not a curated record. NCBI's taxonomy places the organism in Eukaryota, Fungi, Ascomycota, Sordariomycetes, Glomerellales, Glomerellaceae.
AUGUUGGAUAGGACAGUUGACGAGGCUAGCCGAAUUUGCCCUGCUCAGCGCGCUGUUUCUCAUGAAGGCCUAGCGAGGAUCGUUGCUGCUGAGAAUUCCAGUUGCCCCAUAUCAAAACCCUUUCUCGCUAGGAUCGUUAUCAACAUUCCACGCAUUCUUGCCUUUCUGCUAGUCACAACGCAUGACAUUGGGAGCAUUUCAUUGGACAAUUUACAAAAUUCUUCGCAGCAGCCCCCAAUCUCCGUCUUCCCAUUGCGCACAUUCCCAAAGUAUACCGGCAUGAACGAUCCAUUAAGUGACUGUGGACAAGUUCAGGCAGGUCUAGAGUCGUGCGGUGACCUGGGGGGCCCCAGCUUAGCGGCUGGCAGCAUGCUGAACGAGGAAUCAGGUGAUGGGAGUGCUCGAAGGAUUCAUUUGGACCUGCACGUCUUUGUCGGUGGUCCGAGCUACGGCUUUGUCUCCCUGAAUGAGCCGUUUACUCUGACUAGUGCAUGGUUUCAAACUCUUACAAAGGAAGCUCGGGGCCCCACGAGUCAUACAGGUAUCGCAGCCUUUAUUGCGCAACAUCGCAAUGACGGUAAUCAAAGCCAACCCGGACGCGAAGUUCAAAUGUCGGUCAACUUUAUUCCUGCUUCUUACCUGACGCUAAUGCCCGAUGUUUCCUUUCACACAACUGGUUCAGUUCCGGCUUCGUUUCACGAAUUACCACAACAAACGCAUUUGCUCGAAAGUCUCUCGAGCUUCUGGUCCCGGUGGGUGCAUCCGAUUCUGACCUUUCAUUUGCUCGGAGUUGAAAUCCAAGCCCCGAGCAGCUGCAGUCGUUGCCGACCUAGGCGAGAAUUGCAGGCCUUUAUAUUACCAGCCGCGUAUAAUGCGACUGAGCACCCCGUCCUCGAGAUCAGAAUGGCUGCUAAUACGCCUCACGGAUAUCGCUCCAUCACCGAGUACAUCCCCCGCGACGACCAAACCGACGCAAUUUUUCGGGCCGCUGCGUAUCAUCGCAAAGACUACUGUCGUUCUGUGAUAUGGUUCGCACCUCGCGAACACGUCGUGGUUCGUCCGUCGUUAGCAACGCCCUUCUAUAGGAGGUCCAAUACGGGGCUCGGCUCCCUCGAUCGAUUACCUCUCGAGCUCCUGCAUGAUGUAAUACUACAUCUCGACAUGCGUUCUCUUUCGUCGUACCAUCAGUUGCACACUUCAUAUACGCUUCUCGGCCCCUUGGUGUGUAUCCAAGCUGCGCACAAACGUAACUGUGAAAGCAGCUUCGUAAUGGAGCUCUUGACCUAA